Molecule: messenger RNA, 4332 nt
Organism: Penicillium canescens
Lineage: Eukaryota; Fungi; Ascomycota; Eurotiomycetes; Eurotiales; Aspergillaceae
Exons: 15
Coding region: 1-4332 (1443 amino acids)
Biological process (GO): transmembrane transport
Cellular component (GO): membrane
Molecular function (GO): ATP hydrolysis activity; ABC-type transporter activity; ATP binding
Source: RefSeq, a predicted model, not a curated record
AUGUUGGAUCAUCCCUGCUCAGCGGCCGUAGAGGAUGUCUUCGGCCCAACGGUAGCUCCGUCUUGUCUUCAUGGCUUCGAUUUCACCCUCCUGUUCGAGGAAAGCAUCCUCACUCUUGUCCCAAUUGGCCUUGUUUGUUUGACCGCGUCUUUUCGCGCUUGGAAGCUCCGUCGUGCGCCUGAGAAGGUCAACCGGUCAUGGUUGUACGCUGCGAAGGAGCUGUCUUGGCUGUUCUACACCGCGUGCCAUGUUGCGUUGCUGAUCAUUUUAUUUCAACUGGAUACUCCCAAAACGAGAGCGACCAUAGGCACAACACUUGUGACCGUGCUCACUUCUGUCUUUUUGCUUUUCUUCUCUCAUCUUGAGCACCUUCGCUCAAUACGGCCAUCAACAAUCCUAAAUGUCUUCCUCGGUUUUGCAUUGCUAUUUGACCUUGCGCGCCUCCGGACUUUGUAUUUCAUGUCUAACCAAACCGUGACUAGUUUGUUUGCUGUCAGCUGGGUGAUCAAAGCAAUCAUUCUGGUUUUCGAAGCGACAGAAAAAAGAAAGUUGCUUAAGAAGGUAUAUGAAAACAGCCCGAUCGAAUCAACCAGUGGCGUUAUUAAUCGAGCGCUAUUCUGGUGGCUGAGAGACCUCCUUUGGCGAGGGUCAAAGACCACUUUAACAGUGGAUAGCUUACCCUCUCUAGACGAUGACCUCAAGAAUGCCUCGAAUUCUCAAUCCCUCUUUGAAAGAUGGGAUAAAGCCGACAAAUACCGUUCAAACGCACUUCUGUGGACCUUUGUGGCUCACUACAAAUGGGCGUUCCUGGAAGGUGUUCUUCCCCGGCUUGCGUAUACAGGAUUUUGCUUCGCGCAGCCUUUCCUCGUGGAGCGCGUCCUUGAUUUUAUGACUGAACCGGAGCAUGUCAACUCAACCAACUACGCAUAUGGGCUCAUCGGCGCCUAUGCUAUUGUGUACAUCGGCAUCGCAGUAUCCUAUGCUGCCUAUGAACACAAAACCUUCCGUGUUAUCACUAUGGUCCGGGGAAGCUUGGUAACAAUGAUCUUCAACAAAACACUGCGGCUGAGCACAUCUGCUGUUUCAGAUGCGGCGGCUAUUACCUUGAUGAGCACUGACAUUGAGCGCAUUGGAUUUGGCCUAAUAGAUAUGCAUGAGAUAUACUCAAACAUCACCGAGGUUGCAUUGGCUUUGUGGUUGCUGGCAAGGCUCUUGAACAUUGCGACAAUCGCAUCUACGGUAAUAGUUGUCAUAUGUCUCAUUGCUGGUAUCCCUUUGGCCGUGGUUUCAGGUAAUGCGCAGGGAACAUGGCUUGAAGCUGUCGAAGAGCGCGUGGCGGUUACCUCAAAUGUCCUCGGGGUAAUGAAGAAUAUCAAGAUGACAGGCCUUACAGAGAUCAUCUCCAGAAAUCUUCGAGAUCUUCGAACUGCGGAAAUUGAGGCUUCAUAUAUGUUCCGACUUCUCGGAGUUAUAAGGCUCACACUUGGCUAUGCCUCUACUACCCUGGCACCCGUGUUUGGAUUUGGUGCCUACAUACUACUUGCCCAGGUCAAUGACACAGCUACUCUAACCAACGGCGUGGCAUUUUCUGCACUGACUCUUUUUGCUUUAUUGGAUCAACCAAUGGUCUCUAUCGUGGAUGGCUCGGAGGACUUUAUGGCAGUUGUUAAUUGUUUCCAGCGAAUUCAAAAGCAUUUGCUAGAGACAGAAAGAAAAGACUACCGAGUAAAGCAUGGAUCAGAUCAACACAGCGUCCCCCCUCUGAUCGAGGUUGAUUCCUUAACCCAGAGCCAGAACAAUGAACCUUGUGUUGUCAUCCGAAACUUGUCUGCAGCCUGGUCAAUUGACGAUGAGCCCGUGUUAAAAGACUUGAACAUUGACAUCCAAGUCUCAAAGAUUACAAUGAUUGUUGGGCCAGUCGGAUGCGGAAAAUCCACUUUUUUGAAAACCCUCAUGGGAGAGAUACCAGAAUGCUCCGGCUCAAUCUCGACCAACUUCACCAAUGCUGCAUAUUGUAACCAAUCACCAUGGAUUACAUUCGGAACUCUCCAGGAAAAUAUUGUUGGGGCAUCGCCAUGGGACCGAACUCGGUACGACCGGGUUAUUCAGUCCUGCGCUUUGCAGGUCGACCUUCAACAGCUUCCUAUGGGUGAUCAGACCAAAGUUGGUGUUCGUGGGUCUCGACUGAGUGGUGGCCAACAAAUGCGUGUCGCACUUGCACGGGCGCUCUAUUCGAACGCGCCGGUUCUCAUUUUGGAUGAUGUUUUGACGGGUUUGGAUCGUGAAACGGAGAAGAUUAUUCUGGAGAUAGUCUUUUCUCGACAUGGUUCUAUCAAGCAGUCCCGCCAAACAGUGAUUAUGGCGACCAAUUCGGCUCAUCAUCUCGCCUAUGCGGACAAUAUCAUCGCGCUCGAUGAGAAUGGAAGACUUCUCGAGCAUGGGUCUUAUAGCGAGCUAGUCAGCACCGACGGCUAUGUCAGUACCCUGUCCGGUACUUCUCACACAGCCAGCACCACCCGAGCCCCGGAUAUCGUGCUCAAUGACGAAACCCUCCAAGGGUUAAACUUAGAUGAGAGCAAAGAGGAUUCAAGUCGAAGAACAGGCGAUUUGACUGUAUAUCGAUAUUAUUUCGAAAACAUAGGCUGGCCACUUCUGUCACUAUUACUUAUAUGCUGUGCCCUAUUCGUCCUGGGUCUCAGCUUUCCACAGAUAUGGCUGCAGUGGUGGACUCGUGCAAAUGAGCAACACCCAAAUGCACAUGUUUGGUAUUGGCUAACUGUGUAUGCUGCACUUGGCUUUUUCUCGCUUUUGACUACUUUCCUUGGCACAUGGAUUCUCGCCAUGUUUAUUCAGCCCAAGACAGCUCGCCGGUUCCAUGAGAUUCUUCUUCGUACAACAAUGGGAGCAACAACUUCAUUCUUGACCUCGACGGAUAUUGGAAAUACCACAAACAGAUUCAGCCAAGACCUUGAAUUGAUCGACGAAGAGUUGCCUGAAACUCUGGAGCUCACAGUCAAUGCCGCUCUCAGCUGCAUUACCGAAGGAUUCCUUGUCUUUGUUGGAUCAUCUUAUGUCACAGCAGCGCUGAUCCCAUUUUGCGUCCUCGUAGUUUACUACGUGGCAAAGUUCUACAUCAAGACCUCUCGUCAGCUGCGGCUCUUAGGAAUCGAAUCCAAGGCCCCUCUUUUCUCCCAGUUCCUGGAGGUCCUAGGCGGACUCUCAAGCAUUCGAGCCUAUGGCUGGAGCAAGGAGUACCAGCGCCGCAAUCUGAUUGCUUUGGAUGCCUCGCAGCGCCCUUCUUACAUGCUAUAUUGCAUCCAGCGCUGGAUAGGUCUUGUUUUGGACCUGAUAGUGGCAUUCAUCGCCGUCGCUGUCAUUUCUAUUGCAAUUUCUAUGAGAGGAAGCCCGUCCAUGAACCUGUUGGGCAUUGCACUCUUUAACAUUGUCAAUUUCAGUAGUACUCUGCAGUCAUUUGUGACACACUGGAUUGGACUGGAAACCUCCAUUGGUGCUGUUUCUAGAAUUCGCUCCUAUGUGCAAUAUGCCACAACUGAGGAUUUGGAUGCUGAAUCAGAGGUGCUUCCUGAGGACUGGCCUCGACAAGGUCGUGUUGAACUUUCUGGCCUUUCAGCCUCUUAUGAUGCUUUCUCGGAUCCAGUACUGAAAGACAUCAGUCUCAACAUCCUUCCUGGUGAAAAGGUAGCUCUGUGUGGUAGGACUGGAAGUGGCAAAUCAUCCCUUGUUUCAGCACUUCUGCGGAUACUUGAGCUCAGCAAAGGCACCAUUCGCAUAGAUGGUAUAGAUAUUUCAAAAGUUUCAAGAUCCCACGUGCGAUCCAGAAUCAACAUCAUCCCCCAGCAGCCAUUCUUCCUCCAUGGCAGCGUUCGGCUAAACGCCAAUCCUGAGUCCAAUGCGGAUGACAAACAGAUCAUUAAUGCUCUUCAAGCUGUCAAUUUAUGGUCCUACAUUGAGGCAAAAGGCGGCUUGGAUAUCGACAUGUCCGAUGAUCUUCUUUCCCACGGACAGCAACAACUAUUCUGUCUUGCGCGCGCACUGUGCAAGUCAAGCAGUAUUGUCAUUAUGGAUGAGGCAACUAGCAGUGUGGAUUCUGAGACAGACACACUAAUGCAGACGGUCAUUCGGACUCACUUCAAAGACCAGACUCUCAUUGCCAUUGCGCACAAGCUGCAUACAAUUUUGGAUUUUGACAAGGUUGCUCUCAUAGAAAAGGGUCAGGUUGUGGAAUUUGAUACACCACAGACUCUUCUAUCAAGGGAAGGUUCGGCGUUCAAGACUUUGUAUAAUAGCUUUCAUAAGGGCUCCAAAGAAUAG